Molecule: messenger RNA, 4043 nt
Organism: Poecilia reticulata (guppy)
Lineage: Eukaryota; Metazoa; Chordata; Actinopteri; Cyprinodontiformes; Poeciliidae
Product: heparan sulfate glucosamine 3-O-sulfotransferase 6
Molecular function (GO): [heparan sulfate]-glucosamine 3-sulfotransferase activity
Source: RefSeq, a predicted model, not a curated record
GCUACCUGAUGCUACCUGAUGCUACCUGAUACUACCUGAUGCUACCUGAUGCCACCUGAGGCUACAUGCUGUCCAGCUGUUCCUCGUCUUUGUUACUUAAUGUGUUUUAUUUCAUGUCUAGAGGUUGAAGCUGCUGGACUGAACUUGACUCGGUUCGCUCUGCGUUCCCUCCAUGAGGCUGCAGUCUCCUGCCUGCCACUUAGCGUUCCUCCCUUGCUGCGCUCCAAGCCACACCCAUGUGUUAAUGCAGCACUGCAUGGCUGCAUGGCUGCAUGCCUAUACUUAGGCAGCAGCUAACCGCAGCAGAGCUCUUUUUUUCUCUGACAUCUCUGGUAAAUUCCUUCAGUUUUCUGUGGUGGAUAACAUGAGUUUGACUUGCUGCAGCUUUUUUACUAAUCGCAUGUUUUGCUGCAGCCAGAAGCACAGAAAUGUUUCACAGUCAGACAGAAACUGGAGCUGAACAGAAACCAGAAAAUAUUUUUCAUCAAUUCUGCAGAUUCCAUCAGAACAGAAAAACCUGAAAUCCAUCCAGUUACAUCUGAGUUAUUACUAAAUAAUUUAUAUUUAUGUAAGUGGACAGGUAGACGGUUCAGCUGGUGAAUCUGAGCUGCAGCAGACAAAGUUCAGCUUCGGUUAGAAAGUCUCUCAGCAGGACGUCUGAGCUCAAGUCUGCUGACAAACCAUAAAUAUGGAAGAGGGAAAACUUUCCUGAUGGAACCAAAUCUGACAAAUUGAACAAAGGGCUUAAAUUUAAAGUCAAUAAUUCUGCAAUAUUAAUUAAAAGAAGGAGAAAAACAUCCUGUUUUAUAUUUUUAUCAGGUUUUUCUAAGGUUAUUUAUACAAUUUGUGAAGAAAAGUUKAUUUGAGUUUAAGAGGCUCCACGGUCUUUGAAGGCAUCAUGACUAGUUAAAAUAGUCUGUUUGUGUGUGUGUGUGUGUGUGUGUGUGUGUGUGUGUGUGUGUGUGUGUGUGUGUGUGUGUGUGUGUGUGUGUGUGUGUGUUUGGGGGAUAUAUCAGUGUCAUCUUCGGCUCCAGCAGGGUGUGUGGCUGUGCAGGCGGCUCCUCUCCUCUGGACGUGGAGGCUUGAAAGCUCUGACUCUGACUCUGGAUCUGGAUCUGGAUCUGGAUCUGGAUCUGGAUCUGGAUUUGGAUCUGGAUCUGGAUCUGGAUCUGGAUCUGGAGCUGCAGUGUGGAGGAUUGAGCGGAAAUGAGGAGAAAUGAACUCUGGUCGACAAUCACAGACUAAUAUUCCUCCUCCAUCAUUCUCCAGGCCUCCUUCCCGUCCAGCGCAUUAAAAGCGCAUUAAAUAUCAUUAAAGUAACGACCAUAUUCCUCUGAAAUUGCUCUAAUAAUCAUUUAACAUGAGACUUUUUCCUCUCUUUGACCGGAUAAUCGCUAUUUUCGGGGUUAUUUCCGCGCGCCGUGGCGCAGCGUGGGCUGGGGCCGGAGGGGGCGUGUGUUGGACGGACGGGGCGUGGAUGUGGGUUUCCCGUGGAGCACCGGGACCAGAACCCGCGGAGGACCAGCCGAACAUCCCGGCAUGCUGCUCUCCAGUCUGGGGACGUGAGGGUCCCUCAGUGAUGGAUGCGUGGCGCUCCGCCGUGACGCGCAGUGGGCAGGUUUGGCGCUCAUCGCGCCUGUGGAUGAGAUGAUCCGGUUCGCGGCUGAACCAUGAAGUCCCUCGGCGUGCCAUGCUUCCUGCGCUCCGUCCUCCAUGGGAUGCAGUAGAUGGAGAGCUGCGCUCAACUUCGGACACCUGAAGGCGCAGUCCAGGCUGCCCGUCUUCCUCACCAUGAUCCUCCUCUUCACUUACCUCUGCUACUGCCUCAGCAGCCGCUGCGACGCGCUGCCCCGGCCGGUGUUCAGCAGCGGCGCUCCGGCGGGCGAGCGGCUCCUGGGCUCCGCGGUGCCGCUGCUCCGGCACCGGCUGGCGGACUCCGCCGGCGGCAUGCGGCCUCUCGACAACAUCUCCAUCUCCAAUAACUUCGGCAGCAAGAAGUUCCCGCAGGCCAUCAUCAUCGGGGUGAAGAAGGGCGGAACCCGGGCGCUGCUGGAGUUCCUGCGGGUYCACCCGGACGUCAGAGCCGUGGGCGCUGAGCCGCACUUCUUCGACCGCUGCUACGACAAGGGGCUGGGCUGGUACAGGAGUUUAAUGCCUCGGACUCUGGAGGGUCAGAUCACCAUGGAAAAGACUCCAAGUUACUUCAUCACCAGAGAAGCUCCGCGGCGCGUCCACGCCAUGAGCCGCCAUACCAAACUCAUCGUGGUGGUGMGRGACCCAGUGACCCGGGCCGUGUCUGAUUACACCCAGACUCUGUCCAAGGCUCCUGGGCUCCCAUCGUUCCAGAGCCUCGCCUUCCGCAACGACAGCGCGGCGCUCAUCGACACUUCCUGGAGCGCCGUGCGCAUCGGCAUCUACGCCAAGCACCUGGAGAACUGGCUGCGCUUCUUUCCUCUGUCGCGCUUCCUGUUUGUGAGCGGGGAGCGGCUGGUGACGGACCCGGCGGGGGAGAUGGGCCGAGUCCAGGACUUUCUGGGCCUCAAACGCGUGGUGACGGACAAACACUUCUACUUCAACCAGACCAAAGGUUUCCCCUGCCUGAAGAAGCCUGAGGGCAGCAGCCGGCCGCGCUGCCUGGGGAAGUCAAAGGGCCGAGCGCAUCCUGAGAUACCGGCUGAGGUUCUGCUCAGGCUCAGAAGCUUCUACAGACCCUUUAACCUCAAGUUCUACCAAAUGACCGGACAAGACUUUGGCUGGAGCUGAACGCCAAACAUCUUCCACCAGAGACUUUUAGGUCCUUGCAGAAGUUUUUCUUAUGUCUUGAUUCCACUGAGCGGUACGAUACGGGUCAGCUCGGUUCGGUUCACCGCCACUGGGCCGGCGGGGUUCAAACACCCAACCUGAUGUCAGAACACUAGUGUCGCAAGCAGUGACGUUUUUCUGUCGCCCAAUCAAAGGGCUGUGUUGUGUGACAUCAGCAGCUCUUCCCUAACCGGACCGGACCGGUCCGGUGCGGUACCGGUCGGUUGUUUGGGUUUGCCCUGACAAUAGAAACAGAACAGCAGCGAUGAAAAACAAUCGAUUCUCAUUUACUGCGAUUCAGAAUCAGUUUAAAAAAUGGAAAUAAAUCCGCCAUCUGUCCGCCUCCAUUUUGUAACGUUCUGACGUCGCUAUGGAGACGCUCUGCGUCGCUAUGGAGACGCUCUGCGUCGCUAUGGAGACACUAUGCGUCGCUAUGGAGACGGUACUGGAACAUGGCAUAAAGCACCAAAACAAAGAGAAAACCAUGAAAACAAAAGAGAGAGAUUCAACCGGCCCGUCUUGCAUGAAAGAAAACAUUUGGACUCCGCUAAUGGUCGGAGCAAAGACGGGCUGUGAUUGGUCAGACGGCUGUGGGCGGGGCUUAUGACGAAACGUUAUUUUGUUUCCGCUAACCGGUCGCUGUGUCUGCUUAAGGAAUGUUUUCAACUUGGUGAGGGAAAGAUCAACAUUUGUUGCAACUAUUUACUAAAUAACUCCAAAAAUUAAAAACUCCUGGAUAGAAAUGGAAACAUCAGAAGUUCCAGUUAUUUGGAAUCAAAAAUUGAUUUUGAAUCAAAGCUGAGCUAGCAAAAGGUUCCCACCAAGAUAAAAUAUACGAAGCAUUAUAACCUUGUUUAAGCUAGUAGUUCUUGAGCCACGUUGGUAAAACUGAAGUCCUAGUCAAAUCCCUCUGUCAAAAUAAAAGCACUCAUACAGUCAAUCUGUGGGUCAAAGGGCUAAUGGACCCGAACAGAACCAUACAAACCGAGGGAGGCACUUUGAGUCAUGGUACUAUCACAAUAAAAGCACMUAGGUUGGGAAUCAGCUGCUCAAAAAUAAUUUUAACAUUUCAAACGGAAGAACUUUUAAAGUUUAUUUCUUAAUGCAUCCAGGAAGUUCUGGUCCAAACAGGAAGUUCUCCUGGUCCAAACAGGAAGUUCUCCUGGUCCAAACAGGAAGUCCUGGUUCAAACAGGAAGUUCUCCUGGUCCAAACAGGAAGUCCUGGUUCAAACAGGAAGUU